AUGAACACCAACCACCCCACCACCAAUCCCCAAUCUCAUCCGCCCACCACUGCUCCGCCGCCCAUUUUCGCACGCGCCUCCGCGUACGGAGCCCCGCCCGACAUGGCCACGAUGUCCGGCAGCGGCGCGCACUGGUUUCAAUCCGAUCUCGACUACGGCUACGACGACCAGGACGCAGAUGGCGACAAUGGCGGGAACGGGGACCACGACCACGACGGCGGAGACACUCGCGAUUCCAAGCGGAGGAGGAUUGCGCGAGCGUGCGACAUGUGUCGGAAGAAGAAAAUCAAGUGCGAUGGAAAGAUGCCCAAAUGCAGCCAUUGCGAAAAUUACAAGACCGAAUGCAUCUUCACGCACGUGGAAAAGAAGCGAGCGCCCCCCAAAGGUGCCAAAUAUAUUGAGGGAUUAGAGAAUCGAUUGGGGAGAAUGGAGAGCCUGUUGCGCCUGUCAGGCUUGCUCGCCGAAGACGAUGGUGGCCGCACUGAUCUGGGGACACUGGAGAAGCGCUUGGCGGAACGACAACGGCAACCAAGUAACGCUGCCAGCCCCAUCUCACAACACUCCUCCAAUCAACAAGGGACCAAAGCGUUCAACACACCGGUGCAGGCUGCUGGCCAAGACCAACAUGCCAGUCCACCUGCUAGCGGUAUUGCAAUCUCGCCCGACGCAAACAAGAGUCAACCCGACGUGUUCAGAAAGGAUGCGAAAGAAGUCGAUGCACUUGCCGAUCAGAUGUGUAGCCUCAUUACCAACAACUGCGGCGAGACCCGUUACAUUGGAUCUUCUUCGGGCUUCAGCAUCUUCAGUCCCAAGGGGAUCCAGUGGGUGAAUGAAAAGACGGGAGACAGCAGCUUUCAGUCAAUGAUCGCUGCCGCCACCCACGAAGACAGACACACGUGGGACCAUUGGAAGCCUGAAGUCUUCAACGACCUCUUUCAGAGAAAGAUAUUCAAGCCACUCCCACCUCGUCAGGAAUGCUACGCUCUUCUCAGAGACUACUUCGAGAAUUUCAACUGCAUGUUUCCCCUGUUCCAUGAGCCGACAUUCAUGCACCUCGUGGAUAAACACUACUCUCUGGAGCCCUACGACAGCUCUGGCUGGUGGGCCAGUCUGAACGUUGCUCUCGCUAUCGGGCACAGGUUACGAGUAAUGAGCAAUGUAGUUGGCCAAGAAGAAGAUGACGUUGCUUGGGCUUACCUGAAGAAUGCCAUGGCGGUUAUAUCGGAGUUGACCAUGCGCAACACUGACCUUCUCUCGGUUCAGGCGUUGCUGGGCAUGGCACUGUUUCUGCAGGGAACGCCGAAUCCGCAGCCAAGCUUUUUCUUGGUCGCCGCUGCCAUACGGCUCGCGCAUUCGAUCGGCCUGCACAAGCGUGGUUCAGGUUUCAACCUGAAUGAGGUGGAGAACGAACAGCGCAAGCGUGUGUUCUGGAUAGCCUAUCUCAUGGACAAGGAUAUAUGUUUACGAUCGGGGCGGCCUCCGGCGCAGGACGACGAUGACAUGAACGUAGACCUUCCAUCGGAAGACCCGCCUGACAAUAUUGGCAAUGUACCUCUGGCUCAUGAGAAAGAGGGCAAAAAGACCAUGAACUUAUUCAGAUUGAUGUGCCAGUUUGCGCAAAUCCAAUCUAGGGUGUACAAGCAACUGUACUCUGUCAGGGCAAGCCGCCAGAGCGAUGGCGAGCUGCUCAACACAAUCGGCGAACUGGACGCAUCACUAGAGGAGUGGAAGGACCAGAUACCGAUUGAUUUCCGACCAGAGCACGAAAUCAAGGCCGCUCAUACGCCGCUGAUCCUGCAUGUUGUUGUGUUGCAUUUCGCCUAUUACAAUUGUUUGACCACCAUCCACCGUAUGAGUGUGCACCACGGAUACUGGACCAGUCGCCUGAGCGAUUACGCAAUUCAAGGACUGAAUGCUAGGCCACUCAACCCGAGAGUGUUCAUGAGCGCUGCUUUGUGUGUCAACGCGGCGAGAACGAGCAUUGGCCUGAUUCGCUACAUUCCUCAAGGCGACUAUGCCUGCGUCUGGUGAGUCCCGCUCCUUGCUUUUUUAUAGCUGCUCCUGUUCUAACGUACCUAGGUUGAUUCUCUAUUACCCGGUAUCGGCGUUAGUCACGCUCUUUGCAAACAUCCUGCAGAACCCUCAGGAUGCCCGCGCUCGCUCUGACUUGAAGCUGAUGAGCAGUGUGGUCUCGUUCCUCACGAUGCUGGAGCGAGAUGUCUCCGAGGCGAAUGGAAACGUGCGCCGCAUGCUUUCUGUCUGCGCCGAGUUUGAGCGGAUCGCCCGAGUUGUGUUGGACAAGGCCGAGCGGGAGCUACGCGGACGCGGCAAGAGGAAGCAAGCCGAACGUGAACGGGAGAAGGCGCUGAAGGAAAGAGGAAGCGGUGAAAUCGCACAGGGCCUAGAGGAUGGCAAGAGCUUGGAGCAGAUCCAGGUCGAGACUCAAGCGCCAUACAGGAAGCCAGUACAUACACCAAGCUUUCGAGCAUCAGUCAGUGGCAGCCAGGCUGGCAGCCAGACUGGUAACAGUCCUGCAUGGUCAGGAAGCCCUCCGGGUGGUACCGGGCCAGAGUAUCGUGCUGCAAGCAAUUCACGACCACAGAAUCAGCCACCCAACGGCCAGGGCCAGCCUCCGUACAUGCCUUCGCAACAUCCAGAUAGGGCGGGCCCCUUCAGUGCUCCCCAGCCGUUCGCGAUGCAAAGCGGCAUGGACCCCGGUUUCAAUGGCUCGCCUAUACAGCAGCAAUUCUCCGCACCUCAGCCCAUAGGCCCGGAUGGCUUCCAUGGGACCGGCUUCUCCCCGACGCCUGUGACGAACGAGUUCGGCAUGCACUUCACCCCGGCCUCCGGGCCCGGCGACCUGAGCGCCGGAGGAGCAAACGCCUUCCAGCAACCCUUCGUCCCACAGGACCUCUGGCAAAUGCCCAUGACGCUCGAAUGGGACUGGGCGGAAGGCCUGGGUCUGGGCAGUUUCACGCCUGGGCCCAUGUUUGACCCCUCCGCUCCGGGCUUCGAUUCUCAGCAAGCACCACCGAUGGGUCCUCCGCAAUGA
Messenger RNA from Lecanosticta acicola, 3052 nucleotides. The record is from the annotation of a GenBank genome assembly. Lineage: Eukaryota; Fungi; Ascomycota; Dothideomycetes; Mycosphaerellales; Mycosphaerellaceae.